GGUAUUGUUAUGUGUUCACAUUUUUGGUACACAAUUCAUAACUCAUACCAGUACAUAUAGACGAAUUGGUACGCACAUGCAUACGAAAGCGUGCAACAAUACAUAAACAAAUAACAAAAUGAAAAUGUUUAACAAAUUCCCGUGAGCAUAAAAACAAAAACGAAAACGCAUUUUGGUGAUAGAUUUUCUAUUGUGUGUGUGAGUGUAUGUGUUUUAUUUUAUUUUUUUUUGACAAGUGACGGUGUAAUGAUAAUACAAACUACACUAAAAUUCUCACUCUCUUUAAAUCUCAAUCACAAAUCCACAGAACAGUAAAUUUGUGUCAGUGUCCGUCUGGAUGGUGUGCUUAAAACCAGUAAAUGGAUUUUCAAACAAAAAACACACAUAAAAUUCAAAACAAAUUUCGACGAUCAUUUUUGUGUCCGAGGCAUUGAACGUGUUAGCAAUCAAUACACAUCGAGUUCUUAAGCGCGUUCGAUUGUUUUUCUACUUCAUUUUCUUAUUAUUUUGUUUUAUUGUAUUUUUCAAAUAUUUUUUUUUAUUUUUGUUAAUUGAUUGUUGCUGCCGUUGUCAUUGUUGUUGUUGAAUCGUUGUAUUUUUUGUUGGUUUUGUCUUCGGUUUUAACAUUCGCCAAAGAUCGCCUGAACAGUGCAUGCUAAAUGUUGCAUCUGUCCCUUUUUUUCACAACACAAAUCACUUCUCAACGACGUGCAACGAAAUCGUAAACAGUGUUUCAUUUCAACCAGGGGAAUUGAUCAAACGCGUCGUUCAUUCGAAAUUCUAAAAAUUGCGCCAUGAAUAUUUGUGAUAACAAUUUAUUCGGCAAUGGAUUAUUGUAUGUAACAUUUAACCAAGAUCAAGGGUGUUUUGCAUGCGCAACAGAUAAUGGCUUCCGAAUAUAUAAUGUGGAUCCAUUGAAGGAAAAAGAACGGCACAUAUUUUCGGAAGGUGGUCUUGGUCAUAUUGAGAUGUUGUUUCGUUGCAACUAUUUGGCACUCAUUGGUGGCGGCAUUCGAUCAUUGUAUCCACAAAAUAAAGUGAUCAUUUGGGAUGAUUUUAAUAAAGCACCAACAUUUGCACUUGAUUUCGAUUCACCGGUGAAAGCCGUUCGUUUGCGACGUGAUCGAAUCGUUGUUGUACUUGAGGGUUUGAUCAAAGUAUUCACAUUUACAUCGAAACCACAACAAUUGCAUGUAUUCGAAACGAAUUCGAAUCCGCUUGGCCUAUGUGUACUCUGUCCAAGCAGCAACAAACCAAUUCUAGCCUAUCCAUCCCGCAUGAAUGGUCAUGUGUCGAUAGUGGAUUUAGCCAAAACAGAUCGUACACCGCUUGAAAUAAUUGCACAUGAGUCGGCUGUUACAUGUUUAGCACUCAAUAUUCAAGGCACACGUUUGGCAACAGCCGGUGAACGUGGAACAUUAAUUCGAAUCUUUGAUACAAAUGACGGAACCAAAUUGGCAGAACUACGCCGUGGCACCCAUCAUGCAAGAAUUUAUUGCAUCAACUUUAAUAUGGAGUCAACAAAAAUUUGUGUAUCCAGCGAUCAUGGGACAAUACACAUUUUCAAUAUAGAAGAAACCCGAACAAAAGACCAAGGUCUGCAAAUUUUACCCAAAUACUUUACCAGUCAAUGGUCAUUUUGCAAAUUUUCGGUACCACAAGGAGCGCCUAGCAUUUGCGCAUUCGGUCCGGAUGGAAAUUCUGUAAUCGUGUUGUGCGCAAAUGCAUCCUACUAUAAGUUUAGUUUUAAUUCAAAAGGUGAAUGCACAACAGACGUUUGUACACAAUUUUUAGAGUUGAGCGAUGAGCACACAUAAAUCGCCCUCCACCAUAAAUAUACGAUAAAAUCCGCAUACAUACACACAUUACACGUUCAACCCUCUACUGCUGACCGUCCAAAGACGGGAUUUUAGCAUUAAACUUCUUCUUCAGGUUUUCGAUCCAACACGAAUAAGUUUUUUUUUAUUUUUUUUUUUUUUUCAAUUAUACUCUUACAUAAAUUGAAGCGAAAUAUGAGGAAGUGAAAAAAAAAAAAAAAACUCAUGAAUAUUAAAAAAAUGUGAAAAGUUGAAAAUCGAAUUUUCAUCAUUUUUUUCGUUAUUUGCAUCCCAAAGUAAUAUUACAAUAUAUCGAACAAUCGAGCAGUAGGGGGUUAAAUCAUAUUUUGAAUGACUGACAAUUGGAUGGCGAUAAGCGAUCGAUAACAAUAAACAAUAAUAUAAACACAUGAAUCAGCAAUAGAUAUGUGCACUUUUAACACUUGCUAUUCAUCUUCUUUUUACGAUAAAUAAUUAAUAAUUAUUAUAAUUCACUCCCAAAGUACCAUUUACCUUUGAUCAUGGGUAAUAUUGUUCUAUAUGUUCGCGUUUUUUCUUUCUUUUGAUAAAAAUGUAAGGGAUAAGAUUAUUGUAAACAGAGACAAGCACAAAAAUGCAUAUUAUUUUUGCUGGAUGAGAUCAAAGAAAAAUAUAAAAUGUGAAAAUCGGUAGUGAGAUGAUAAUUGUUGAUAAAAAAAAACACUUUUUAAAACAUUUUGGUAAUUAUUAAAAUAUAUAUUGAUUUGAUCUCUAUCAUUAAUGAUAAGCAUUUUUGUCCGAAUUGAACAAAAUGAAUAUUCUAUGAGAAGAAAUGCGACGAACGAUGAUCGAUUCAUUGAAAAUUAUUAUUGAAAGAAAAAAUGAUAUAUAUAUAUAUAGAGAUAUGAAUUUUUAUCACAAAUUAAUUUAUUGGCUAUAUUUUGCAUAAACGAAACUUUUCAAAUAAAAUAGCAAGCGGAAAUGAUGUUAAAAGUUAAA
This is a messenger RNA of Contarinia nasturtii (swede midge), 2795 nucleotides long. Its product is annotated as WD repeat domain phosphoinositide-interacting protein 3. Gene Ontology annotation, biological process: nucleophagy; protein lipidation; autophagy of mitochondrion. NCBI's taxonomy places the organism in Eukaryota, Metazoa, Arthropoda, Insecta, Diptera, Cecidomyiidae. The record is from RefSeq and is a predicted model, not a curated record. Gene Ontology annotation, cellular component: cytosol; phagophore assembly site membrane; extrinsic component of membrane. Gene Ontology annotation, molecular function: phosphatidylinositol-3,5-bisphosphate binding; phosphatidylinositol-3-phosphate binding; protein binding. Bases 795 to 1817 code for a protein of 340 amino acids. The transcript has 6 exons.